AUGCCUCAGCUAUCCAUUAAUCCACCAUGCCUCAGCUAUCCAUUACUCCACCAUGACCUCAGCUAUCCAUUACUCCACCAUGCCUCAGCCAUCCAUUACUCCACCAUACCCCUUCAGCCAUCCAUUACUCCACCAUGCCCUCAGCCAUCCAUUACUCCACCAUGCCUCAGCUAUCCAUUACUCCACCAUGCCUCAGCCAUCCAUUACCCACCAUGCCUCAGCUAUCCAUUACUCCACCAUACCUCAGCCAUCCAUUACCCACCAUGCCUCAGCCAUCCAUUACUCCACCAUGACUCAGCCAUCCAUUACUCCACCAUACCCCAGCCAUCCACACUCCACCAUACCCUCAGCUAUCCAUUAAUCCACCAUGCCUCAGCCAUCCACACUCCACCAUGCCGCAGCCAUCCACACUCCCACCAUGACCAUCAGCUAUCCAUUAAUCCACCAUGCCUCAGCUAUCCAUUACUCCACCAUGACUCAGCCAUCCAUUACUCCACCAUGCCUCAGCUAUCCACACUCCACCAUGCCUCAGCCAUCCAUUACUCCACCAUACCCUCAGCUAUCCAUUACCCACCAUACCUCAGCCAUCCAUUACUCCACCAUGCCUCAGCCAUCCAUUAUCCACCAUGCCUCAGCCCAUCCAUUACUCCACCAUGCCUCAGCUAUCCAUUACUCCACCAUGCCUCAGGCAUCCAUUACUCCACCAUACCCCAGCUAUCCAUUACUCCACCAUGCCUCAGCCAUCCAUUACCAUCCACCAUACUCCACCAUGCCCCCAGCUUCCAUUUACUCCACCAUGACUCAGCCAUCCAUUACUCCACCAUGCCCUCAGCUAUCCAUUACUCCACCAUACCUCAUGAGCUAUCCAUUAAUCCACCAUGCCUCAGCUAUCCACACUCCACAUCCAUUACCACCAUACCCACCAUGCUUCAGCCAUCCAUUACUCCACCAUGCCUCAGCCAUCCAUUAAUCCACCAUGCCUCAGCCAUCCAUUACCCACCAUGA
Messenger RNA from Acanthosepion pharaonis, 1005 nucleotides. Lineage: Eukaryota; Metazoa; Mollusca; Cephalopoda; Sepiida; Sepiidae. The record is from the annotation of a GenBank genome assembly.